Messenger RNA from Racocetra persica, 2456 nucleotides. The record is from the annotation of a GenBank genome assembly. Lineage: Eukaryota; Fungi; Glomeromycota; Glomeromycetes; Diversisporales; Gigasporaceae.
AUAACGAUGUAGAUAAUUUUGAUUGGAAUUUGCUGGGUAAAGAUUUUGAUGACGAUGACGAUGAGGAAAAUGAAAAUAAAGAAAAUAAAGCAUUUCUUCAUAAUUUUGAAAUCAAAAAGAGCCGAGAACAAAAAGAAGAUUUUGAACUCUUUGAAGGGUUUAAUUUACCUCUUCCAACGCCGAAUUUACAAAGCUCUUACUCCGCUAAGUGUCUUGAUAGACUAUCUUUAUAUCCAUUAGUUGUUGAAUCUGUAUCAAACCAGACAUUACUUACUCGAAAAAUGAAAGCUGUUACAACAGCUCCUGAUAAAAAUAGUUUAAAGAUUUUUGACUCUUUGACCCGAUUUCAAGAAUAUUUCAAACAAAAGCUUGAAAUUCAAAAAUUUGCUCUUUCAAUUGAUCGUAAUAAUAUGACAUUUAUUGAUCGUAAUAAUAUGACAUUUCAAGAAUUUCGAGUACUUGUUGAAGACGGCAUAAAUAUUCCAAAUAUUUUUAAACAAUAUGAAACAGAGUUAAAAGAUCUUGAAGAUAAAAUCAAUAACUUUUUCGAUAAAGCUUUAGAAAAAAAACGGAAUGUUAUUAAACAAAUUGCAUAUCAGAUUUUGAGGAAAACUUAUAAUGGUUUUGAAAGUUUAAUAGGUGAUUAUGAUAAAAAUCAAGUAGAAGAAGAAACAAUUAGUAUCAAUGAAAUUGAUCCUAAUAUUAUUCUACGUCUCAAAAAUGAAAUUUUCAAUAUUUCUACUACUACUUGGAAAUCCCUCAAAACUCGACUUAUUCUUGCAAAAAAAUGUGACCUUGUAAAUUCAAUAUCAAAAGUGUUCUGUGAUGAAGAGCAAGACUUUCCUAAAUUAAUUAAAAAGUAUAAAAGUGUAUUUGAACGAUGUUUAUUUUGUGUUUUUAAUGGGAAAGGGUUGCAUUUCAAUGAACUCACAAGGAAAAUUAUUGAUAAAAUAAAUGAUGAGGUUAAAACAGUUUCUGAUAGUGAAUUUGUGAAACAAAUUUUUAAACUAAAUAAUGAAAUGAUUACAAGCAAAUUUGUAAAUGCUUAUCAAGAAUGGAGAAAUAAUUUUGACCAAAGUAUAAACCGUGUUAUUCAAGAUUUCAGAGAAGAAGUUGAAAAAAGUGUGGAAAUAGAAUUUGAUAAAUUUCAUAAAAGAUCCAUAAAAGAGUGUGAAAGAGAUUAUUUCGAAUUAAUCUGUGGGAAAAUUGAGGCAAAAUAUCUAGCAGAUUAUUAUUUAACUCAAAUGGAAAAUCGUUUGACGUUAACAAUUUUGAAUCUAAAAAUAGACGAGCAUAAGAAAAGAUAUUCUCUAACUUGUGAAGUUUCUGAGAAACUAUGUUUUACUAUUUAUAAUCUUAAUCUUGACCAGUCUGAUAUUGAAAGAAUGGAUAAAGAUGAAUCUUUUAUUCCGACACCAAGAAUAUCCAAUCCUAUUACUUCUUUUAAUAUUGAUCCAGAGACAUAUGAGUUCAUUGAAAUUGCGCAAUUAGGCAAGAAAUAUCUACUAUUUCUUUGGAAUAUGAUAAAUGAGAAGCUAGAUAUUUAUUUUGAGGUCAUUAAAAAUCUACCAGAAAAAUUAGACUCACAAUCUCCGUUAAAAAAACUAACACUUGGAAGAAAUUUUAUGAUUGCAAUUAAUGUAUCUAAAAGCUUGAUUGCAAUUUAUGAAAAUGACAAAGGGAUACUUAAUACAUAUGGGCUUAAUAAGGAACAAGAUAAUAUUCAUUUGCAAUAUCGAAAUAUUCAAAUUAGUCAAUGGUACAAUUUAAAUAUUCCCGAGAUAGCUCAUUUCUUUUUUAUUAAAAAUACUGAAGAUGUUUGUUUUGUGGAAAAAAAUGGGCAAGCCCGAAUCUACAGUUUGAUAAAUGGUAAUUUUCGACCAGGAGCAGCUCAUCUUCCAAAAAAUUGCACCAAAGUAAUCAGCGCACCAGAUGGAACUUGUUUUGUUGCAUUUGUGAAAGAAAAACUUGCCAUUGAAGCAUCUAAAUUUGAAGAUAAAGUAAUGGAGACAAAUUCUAAGAAUUUUGCGAAAAAAAUGCAAGACGACAUUUUUGAGAUUAAUGACAAAUCAGAAUCAUCAAGUACUAAUGAUACAACCGGAUUAUCAAGUAUCAAUAUUGCGAUCAUUUCUCAAAGAAAUAUAGAUAGUUCAACAGAAUCUGAAUUAUCAAAGGAUGUUGAAACAUAUAAAAAAAAUACAGAUAAUUUAACAGAAUUUAAACUACGGCAAGAUACUACGUUUCAACCUAAAAUCAAUAAUUCUCAAGUUUUAACUAGAGAUAUUGUUCGUGGAUACGUAUUUUUUUUAGAAAAGUUUAGCAAAAAUGCAAACAAAAUAAUCGAUGUUCCUUUUUCUUAUCCAACCAUAGAGCUUUUUCAAUUUGCUUCACUUACGAGUAAACAUAAUCAUCUAAUGGCAAUUAACCAACAUAAUAAUAGUCUACAAUCUUUGUUG